AUGAACGAAAGCACUUCAUUCGAUCCUUCGAAAGGUGCUGAGCUGCUAAUGGGCGCUAAUGGGGCCGGGGGAAAAGAGGUUUACGAGUACACCCCGGACCCAGGUUCUGUACUGAUUCAUGACAGUUCCUCUCAAGACGGAUUCGAUAGAGAUGCGUAUCGGCUAACAAGAGGUGCGAAAGAAAUCGACGACUCGGAGGUCAGCCCGAGCACUGCCUACGAGUUCUUCAGAGGAAAGACGUACAAGAGUACAGCCUUCCGCAAUGGCUUUGUUUCUCGUCAAGGCUGGGGCCCCUCGGACUCGGGUCCCUUGGAGGUGCGGGGACAACGGACUCAGCACGCUGCCUUGAAAGGCAGCCGCGCAGGCAAGGAGGGAUCGAUGGAUUCGGCUGUCUCGGACUUCCCGGAAAGUACUUUCGAAACGCCCAUAGGGCGACUGAAGCGGUUGCAGGGGGAAGUUGAGGAGAUGCUGGACUUUGUUUCUUCUUUCCUUGUGGAGGAAAGAGUGCCGGCUUCGGACCGGUCCGAGGUGCAAUCGGUCAGCCAACCGGCAGAAGCUGCUUUUGGAGAACCACGAGAGGAGUCUAGUGAUGCAAAGCACUUGGGAACCCACCAUGUGCACUACCACACCCGUCGCCUCCCACCCGCUGCUCAGGAGGCCCUUCUCUUUGGCCAUGACCCCCUGUCCCUCAUAGAAGAAUUGAAAAAGCUGCGCAUGCAAGUUGCGAGCGUGCUGAGCGACACGAGGACGGAAGCGCUAGUCUCGCAUAUCGAACCCGUUACGGGAAUGAAAUCUGGAACAGCCCUGCUGCAGCAGCACCUCGCUGCAGCUUCUGCCCAGCUGCAGCGGACGCUUGGGAGAGAAGGGAAAGGGGCCCCACCUCCCCCUAGCAGCGCUUCUCCAAGAAAUGCCUCGGCUCCGGCGUUAGCCACGUCGGACAUGCCGAACGAGGCGGGUCCCAGCAAGAGAGAUGGGGGCGGCAAUACAGGCCCAACCACAGCCUACGAAGUGUACUGCGUGCCUUCUCUGUCCCCAAUGAUGGAGCAGAGCCGCAUCACUUCUCUAGAGCGGCGACUUGCAUUUGUGGAGAACAAAAUCGGCCUCCAGAAGAUGAGUCUUCUUCCCCAUGCCGACCUCUUCGAGGCUGCGUUGCUCCUAGAGCUCCAUGCUCUCCAGCAGCGCCGCCACGAACUAGAUAUGGCCGCGGAGGGGUUAACGGUCUCCUCUGGUGCAACCGGGAUGGAGCCAGGGAAGGGACUUGCGAGCGGCUCUGCUUCUUCCAGUGACUGGCAGCGGGUCGAGGAUCUCUACGACAUAUGCGAACGGUGGAAAGCACCAGCUGCCCUACUGCCUUCCGUGCUGCAACGGCUAAAGCUACUCAAGGGGAUCCACCAAGAAGCCGGCGGUGUGGCCGUCCGUCUGUCGGUGUUGGAGAAACAACAAGAGGAGCUGCAGGCCUGGGUCAAGCGGGCAGACGACGCGGUGACCCAGCUGCAGAAGACAGUCUUAGACAGCGUUGAAUGGGCACAAAAAACUGUCGCUCAGAUGCAGCAGCGGCUGGCUGCUGUGGCGCCGUCGACGGCAACCGAUGCAUGA
Eimeria mitis is the source of this 1596-nucleotide messenger RNA. RefSeq lists its product as uncharacterized. The record is from RefSeq and is a predicted model, not a curated record. The transcript has 8 exons. Gene Ontology annotation, biological process: mitotic spindle organization. Bases 1 to 1596 code for a protein of 531 amino acids. Gene Ontology annotation, cellular component: dynactin complex; cytoplasm. Lineage: Eukaryota; Apicomplexa; Conoidasida; Eucoccidiorida; Eimeriidae.